Messenger RNA from Austrofundulus limnaeus, 2045 nucleotides. RefSeq lists its product as uncharacterized. The record is from RefSeq and is a predicted model, not a curated record. Gene Ontology annotation, molecular function: GTP binding. The transcript is spliced from 4 exons. Bases 330 to 2045 code for a protein of 571 amino acids. NCBI's taxonomy places the organism in Eukaryota, Metazoa, Chordata, Actinopteri, Cyprinodontiformes, Rivulidae.
GCAGCUAUGGUUUCAUAAAGCCUUACUUGUCUGAGCUGAGGAUAGUUCUGCUGGGGAGUAGAUUGUCUCAAAGAUGUUCAGUAGGAAACUACAUCCUGCAAGAAAACACUUUCAACAGCACAUCUAACUCCUAUGUGAAAAUCAGUGGGACCUUGGAAAACAAAAAAAUAUCUGUCAUCAAUACUCCAGAUGUGCAGAUUUCUACAGCAGAAAAACUGACGGAGUUUGUUAAAAACUGUGUGGAAGCUUCUGCUCCUGGACCUCAUGUGUUCCUGUUGGUUCUACAACCUGAAGAAGUCACUGAAGAAGACAAAAAUAGGCUUUGCAGAAUGCUUGAAAAAUUCAAUUAUCAAGCAUUUCAGCAUUCUCUGAUAUUUUUGACACCGAAGCAAAGGAGUUCAGGUUUGAUGGGAAAAUACAUAAAAAAUCCUCCAUUAAAGGACUUGGUCAGRAAAUGUAAAGACAGAUAUUUAAUUUCAGACAAUGUUGAACAUUCAGACCUGCUGACUUGCUUUGAUCAAAUUAUAACAGAGAACAGUGGAAAACAUUUGAUCUAUGAAGAGUUUCAGAACCCUUCAUCCACCUCAUCAGCUGAUCAUCAAACACAGAAUACCUCUGCAGAUACUGAUGGAGCUGCUGCUAAAGAUGCAGGUUCAGAACUCAGGAUUGUGCUGUUGGGAAAAAAUGACUACAAAAAGACAAAACUCACUCAACUCAUCAUUGGGUCCCAAAAUGUUUCCCACCAGAAACCAGCAGAGUGUGUGACCUUCAGUGGAGAGUGGRGUGGAAAACCAGUAACAGUAGUGAAAACCCCGUCCAUGUUGGAUCUGUCAGAGGAGAACAUAAGAAGAGAAGUGAAGAUCUGUUUGAGUCUCUGUCCUCCUGGUCCAAAUGUCCUGCUGCUGUUAGUGAGAUCUUCUGAGUUUACUGACAAGAAUGCAAAAACACUCAAGUUCAUUCUGAGUUUGUUUGGUCAAGAUGCCUUCAGAUAUUCAAUGGUCAUCAUCACACACAAGGAGAAAAACUCUGAGUCYGUCUGUGAACUUCUUAAAGACUGUGAAGGAAGACAUUACAACAUGUUUGAAGAAGGACAAAACAUUCAAACGAGUGUGUCUUUUUUAAACAGGUUUAAACCCUUUCAGGGUCAUGGUGGGGCUAGAGCUCCUUCCCAUUCUAACUUUAUGGGAAGUGGGCAGCCUGGACAGAAAACCAGUUUAUCACAAGAACACUUGAAUAAGAGGCUGUUGAUGAAGGAAAUUGAGGACAUUGUGCAGAAAAAUCAAGAAACUUUCCUUACAUUCACUGAACUCAAAAGACCAAAACAAAUUAUUGAACAAACAGCAAAUAAAAACACUGAACUCUCCAUACGUAWUAAAGAACAAAUAAAACCUUUAAACCUGGUUCUGUUUGGAAGAAUGGGAGCAGAAAAGACUUCAGCAGCUGAAGCCAUUUUAGAUCAGACAGAUCUUCAUCCAGAAUCCAGCCCAUCAGAGUGUGUUAAACAUGAGGGAGAGGUGUAUGGACGUUGGGUUUCUGUGCUGCAGAUGCCUCCUCUGUUCAACAAACCACACGAGGAAGUGAUGGAGGAAUCCUUCAGAUGUGUUGCCCUCUGUGAUCCUGAGGGGGUCCAUGCCUUCAUCCUGGUCCUACCUGUGGGUCCCCUCACUGAUGAAGACAAGGGAGAGUUACAGACCAUCCAGGACACAUUCAGCUCUCGAGCCAAAGACYUAAYCAUGAUUCUGUUCACUGUGGACUCAGAUCCUGCAGCUCCAGCUGUUGUUAACUUUAUAAAGGAGACCAAGGAGAUCCAGGAGCUCUGUCAGAGCUGUGGAGGAAGAUAUGUUGUCCUGAACAGCAAGAACAAGCAGCAGAUCCCAGAACUCUUUAAGAUUGUGGAAAAACAAGUUUCUGACCAGGAGAAGCCACAAAGUUAUAAAACUACAACAUUUACAUUUGGCCAAAUGGAAAGAAUUUUACAGAUGCAGACUGAACUGAAGGAGCUUAAAUUGAAAACCACAGAACCAGGUGAGAACCAGCGAGCGUGA